AUGCGGCCUUUCUCCUUUGCAUCCAUCCCUCGCGCUACUCGCAUCACCACUCGAAUCAACCCGUUUUUUACUCAACCUCGCAACUUCUCCUUUACACAAGCAAUCAUGGGUGUCGAAAAGACUAUCAUCACGGAGGGUAACGGCCCUUCCCCCAAGGUUGGCCAGACGGUCAGCAUGGAGUACACUGGCUGGCUCCAGGAGAACGGCGGCAAGGGCAAGCAGUUCGAUAGCUCUGUCGGACGUGGUGACUUCGAUGUCAAGAUUGGCGUCGGUCAGGUCAUCAAGGGUUGGGACGAGGGUGUUGUCCAGAUGAAGCUUGGCGAGAAGGCUACUCUUCUUAUCACCCCUGACUACGGCUACGGUGCUCGCGGCUUCCCCGGUGCCAUCCCUCCCAACUCCACUCUCAUCUUCGAUGUUGAGCUCAAGAAAAUCCGAUAA
Messenger RNA from Fusarium venenatum, 438 nucleotides. RefSeq lists its product as uncharacterized. Gene Ontology annotation, biological process: protein peptidyl-prolyl isomerization. The record is from RefSeq and is a predicted model, not a curated record. Gene Ontology annotation, cellular component: cytoplasm. Lineage: Eukaryota; Fungi; Ascomycota; Sordariomycetes; Hypocreales; Nectriaceae. Gene Ontology annotation, molecular function: peptidyl-prolyl cis-trans isomerase activity.